Molecule: messenger RNA, 5581 nt
Organism: Orbicella faveolata
Lineage: Eukaryota; Metazoa; Cnidaria; Anthozoa; Scleractinia; Merulinidae
Source: RefSeq, a predicted model, not a curated record
ACAUUAAUCGUUACGUUUUCCUUUGUGGGAAACCAUGCAACCCCCUAGCUUCCGUUGCAGUGUUUAAUUUUUGUUAUUAUUUCCGAAUCGUUCUUGUUGAGGUAGUUACGGUAGGAUCUUUUCACGACCUUAUCAGCGACUACGACUUUAUCUUCAAGUUUCUACGAAGUAACGUUGCUGAUUUGGAUCGACUCUAACAACUGAGAUCGCUUCACGUCGAUUGGUCACACUCGAGUCAAAUACUUCACCAUAGAACUUGUUUAAACCUUUGAAUUUGAAACGUGUUAAACGCUCGAGACAUCAGAGAAUAAUUAUGCAAAUCUUGACUUGUGGCUAAACUAGCUAAUGGAUUGUAUCCGUAACGUAGUCGUUUGGGUGACGAAUCAACGGCAAUCAAAAACUGUUUCGCCUGCCUAUCGGCCAAAACACCCACACAACUAAUACAUUUCCUCGUUUGUGAAGGAAGCGAUGCUGCAAACAGUGAGAUGUCUUGAAGCGCGCGAUCGAUUGCAAAGUUCCACAUUGAAUACAAGUGGCUUUCUCAAAGUUCCAUAAAAUCAUUCCCUCAAAAUUUCUUUGAAACUCAUAACAAGAGUUACACCCGGUCGACUCAGGCUGAUUCCUUGUUUGAGCAAUUAGGAAGAAUUAUUGAAAUCAAAUCAGGUAGUUGCAGUAAUUUGUAGCAGCGAAGAGAAGUGUUUAUUUAUGAAGCUCUGUUACAUAUAAGAUUCAUUACACGUAACAAUCCUGGAGAGGUCCUACUCUUAUCGAAAUACUGGACAAAAAAUACAGAUCUUUUAAAACUACUGUACUGAUAGCAAGCAACCAGAAUUAAUAAAGUUGAUGUAAAUGUGAUGCCCUUUGAAGUCGUUGAACACCAGUAAAAAUCUGAUCUACAACAAUGCAAGUUGAAGCUGGCAAAACCAUUCUGACCCGCGAUUGUGUUCUCUAACAAAACCUUGCACGAAACUCGGCUGAAGUUUCCACAUAAAAUCAUUCAGUCAAUAAACUUGCUAGCUUCAAAUGUUUCAGAUUCUGUAAAUUAAAACCAGUGCAAAAUUGGGCUGCAGUUGAGUUGCCUUUCAUAACAAUGAUACCUUGGGUACUGAUCCGAGCUACAUGCAUGCAGUGGGAACGACAUUGACGUUACUAAAAUAUGCAUAUCCACAUCAACUCAGUGAGUUAAAAUACAGCAACAUGGAAUUUAAGAUCACAUCCAAGGACUGAAUAUCCAAGAUAAAAUAUCAAAACGGCAAUAAAACGCCAUAGAAGUGUUCAUUUGUGUACUAUUCGUUUGUGACGGAUUUGUGAGCUCGAAUAACUUGAAGGUCUUCCGACAUACAGUAACAAAACUUGCCCUGCAUUUCUGGGUCUUGAUUGCAUCGCUGCGUGCCAUCAAGUAACAAGUUCACCUUCGAAACUAUACAGCUCAUUAUUCCAGGCUAAAAGGCACAUUUACACUUCAUUCACAUCAUAAAUAUGUUUAGAAUAGUUAUGCAAAACCUUAUCACUGUAUUUGAUGAAGUAGAGGCCAGCUGACUCUAACACCAAGACGCUCAAAUGAUAACCAAGGUAAACACGCAUUUCUGCUUGAGGUGAAUCUUGUCGCGAUGAAACUUCCUUCAUUUACUGAUCAAGUACUAGAAAAUCGAGGCUCAAUUGCUUGGAAAUCGCUGCUUUUGAAGUGUAAAUGUCCUGCUAUCGUAUGUGACCCGAUUUUCACAACCUCGACGACGAAGGAAAUACAUGAUGUUUUCAAUAACAACGUAGCGCGAUUCUAACCAAUCAGGUUGCGUUACUUUGUUAUUGGCCAAUCACAGCGCGAUCCUGGAGCAAAUGAGCUUAGCGGCAAAGAGGCGUGCUUUUGAGAUGGGGCUAACGUGAGUCUGAAGUAAAAGAGUCACCGUACCCCAACAUUACAAGGUAAAUCGGCGCGUUUUGGACAACGUUGAGGCGGAAUCGAAGUGAUCUGUGUUGAGGCAAGAGUGCAGGCUCUUUCGGGCUGUCGUUUCACAAUCUUUCACAUAGUGGAACCAUGAUGACCGCGGAACCUGCACCAGAAGAGACAGUGGAGGAGAAACAAGCCCCUCUGUGUGGAAGGCUCGUAUUUCGUGGUGUUGAACUGGCAUAUUUGAAUAUCGACGGAGAAUAUAUGCUACCAUUAGCCGAGCUAUUGGCACUUGUUUUGCCGACAACACCGCGAACUACGCUAUUUACUAGAAUGGAAAAAAUGAAAGUUCGCAGGCACUUCUGUGAGCCAGAAGAAAUCAAACUGCUAAAGACAGUGAAUGGAAUUCACGGUUCGUCAGCCAACUGUACACUGCUAUCAAAGACAGAAGUUGAGAAAUACUGUUCAAUGUAUAUCGAUAAACCAAGCGAAUUCAACCAAGCAAUCUCAAGAGAUGCGAACGCAGAGGAACCCGCUAGUGAAGUUACCAGUAUGGAAAGUGUUCUUAACGACAACGAGAAGACAGCAUCGACCCAGCUGAACAGCAAUACAACCGCUAACAAAUUAGCAGUACUUUGUAAACACAAAACCUCUGCGCCACUCAAACCCAAGCUAAGGUUGACGAAAGUCGCUACAGCGAAGAAACUGAAAUCGCGCUCUUCGACCGAUUGUGAAGUAAAUAAAACAUUAACGGACAAUGCCAGUCGCGUAGCCAUUGACGGAGAUCUAACUUCUGGGAACGUUAACAGGUACAAGGACGAGGAAGGGUGCCAUCUCGAUUCGCCGUCUUCUUCACACCAUGUGACGAAUUUUACUCAAACGAUGAGCUUGGUGAAUCUUGGCGCUAACAAGAAACGCGUAAAGAAGCGUGACAACAGUUCGGAACCGAACAAAAAGAUGGGGAAAGUGGCUCGAGGGAAGAAAAGGUCGUCAAACAAUUUGGAUAUCAAGGAACCGUUUGAGUCGCCAUUGAAAAUUCCCAAGAGGAGCGAAUUAAAUGGACAUGAAGAAAGCGACAAAGUGAAAGAAGUUAGUCAAUUUCCUACCAGCCGUUGUAACUCGAACAAGCAAGAUUUUGAUACGCUGAUUUCUGAUUCCUCGUCAAAUGACAGUGGUUUCGGCUCAACGGCGUUGUCGAAUGCAAGUACACCGACAAAGACAGAUUUUUCAGCUGGCGAGCUGAGCGGGUCGUUAAGAAAGGACGAAGACGCUAUUAAAGAACACGCACAUACUUCGCCAUGUACACUGAAGCUAAAAACACCAAAGAAAAACAAAACAAAGGAAAUAAGAAAUCUUGGAAAAAGCUUGACAUUAUCGCCUCCAGCUUUGUUGUUAAAACGCUUUGAAGAUUCGUGGCUUGUGGAACAAAAAAGUCCCGUCAAUGAGGUAACGAACUGUUUGCAUCAACGCAAAGUCAAACCCAGAAAGAAAGCGCGACCGGCUGUUUUAACUCCUCUGUUCGAAGGAGUGUGCGGUCCAGCUAAACCUCUUUUUCAUCAAAAACAAGUGAAGAAGGCGAAAAAAUGCAGGAAACCGCUAAGUUUGAAAGAGGAAAUUGAAAGUAAGCCACUCAUCACCAAAGAUUUAAUCUUAGGAGAAAGACAAGACCGUGCGGGAAUCAUAAAGAAGAAAAAGUUCAAGCGAAAGGCUAAAGGCAAACUCCUGAAACUCAAAGCGCGCAAGGAGCAGACUUCGCUUAACGGAAAAGUUGCCAGUCCUGACAAAAUUAAGCUAACUGACAUUUCAAAAGAAAAGAAACUAGGUGGCCUUCCUCAGAGAGGGUCCAGUCCAAAAACACAACUUGACGUUGAUAAACAAGCUAAAGAAGAACUGUUGAAGAAAGACACGGUUCUUGAGAGGCUUGUCGGAAAAGCUCUGACCAAAUUUUUUGCUCCGGCCACCUCAGACUGUACUCGAUCAACCGACGUCACACCAGCCAAAGUUAGCAAACCCAAGCCAAAGAAACCAAAGGCAAAUCCUGCUUUAAAGGCAAACUGCAAUUUUAAACUUUUAAAUUUAUUUCCAGCGACCUCGCUGUUGACUCUAGCAGAUGGAGGUUUGUGUCCGUCUUUCACCAUGGCUUGCCCGAAAGGCAUCAAACCACAUUCAUCGCAUCCCGUGUGGCAAUGGACUCUUGGAGGGCCAGUUGUUCGAAGCCCUCAGAAGUCAACGCUAAAACCCAAACCAGUCCAAAAGGAACUACUUUCCAAGGCGAAGUUUAUCUCUAACAAGGUGCGAAAAUUGAAAAGAAGGCGGAAGAAGCUGUCAACGAACAAAAAACCGCUCGCUCCUGUUUCUGAUCCUAAUGUUCCAAAAGUAACAGUCGCCGAAUCAAAGCUUGAAAGCGUUCCCAUCGCUACGGCUGAGUUUAAACUACCUCUUUGCGACGCAACUUCUAACAUUGUUUCGUCUUCAACUGAAACUGAAGUAAUUUAGCUUUAUUAGACACGCCACGCACAGUAUUUUCCAUGAAAUACCACUAAGUAUUGGCUUAUAUGCGUCGUCUUGUAAAUAUAAAUUUACUCUUCGCUGCAACUAAUAGCGUUUAAUGGCAAAGGCUUCAGAGCAAAACAGAUUAUAUAUCCUUUUGGCCUUGUGGUCUAAUUCAUUUCGCUAGCUCGUUUUUAUUAGUAAAACGUUUUCUCUAUCGUUUCAAUCAUCCAAAUUUCUCCUUUUUGAAGAUUCUAAACCUAAUCACGGUUAAGCAACGUUGCAUUAUAUUUUUUAUAUUUCAAAAACACAAUCUAUUUUUUCGUGAUUUUUGUCCUCGUGUGAACUAAUUUUCAUCGCAAGUUUCCUUCAUACCUUUUCAAGAUUGACAAAAGCUAGUUUGAGCAAAACAAAAUAACUAUUGAUGAAUUCUAUAGUUAGAAUUAUCAAAAGUAAAGGUUGCUUAGAAACUAAGACUUUGAUCAACUAUCAGCAAUGGUAAGACUGCUUCUGUAAAUUUUGUCGAAAAUUUUUCUCCUAAAUGUAAGAAAUUAUCCUUUCAACAUUAUUUUUUAAAAACAUGCAUUUUGUAUGAAACCAUUAUCUGGGAGACAUUCAUUGAAAACCUAUUGCUCAUUAGCACCCAUUUCUUUAUAUUGUAACAUCGACUACAAUUUGUUUUGUCUGUUUAUAUUCUUCAACCUUUUCAUAAAUUUUUGUACCUACAAAUUCCUUAUAUUGUUCCCCUGUGCAGUGAGAACAUUUGCAGAUUAUGUAAUGAAACAAGGCUGCUUUGGACAUUUCUAUUGCCAAGCUUAAAAUGAUGAUAUUAAUCUCCUUACUGAAAACUAAAGAUUUGCACUGGUGUCUGUUAUGAGAAUUUGGUUGUACAUAAAGAUAAUGGUAUGCUUGACAGUGUAUUUCAACUGUUGGUAGAAAUAAGAAAUCAGUCCCCUUUGGAAAUUAUAGGGUGAUAACAUUUCUUGUGAUGUCGGCUGUUGGGUAACAAAAUCAUUCUGAAAUUUUACUAAGCCUGACUCUUCACAGAAAGCAGUUGAAGUUUUCUUUAAAGAGAGAGCCUAAAUGAAACGUGAGGUAUUUCUUAGUAGUGUUAAAAAUUAUUUGGGAUGAUACAUUGCCGUGUACAUUGAGUGAAGAGCUAAUUGAACUUAUCUAGAACUUUAUUAAAUUGCAUUAAGUGUA